GCACUGUGCAUACCAUUCUUUGCCCCCAGGAAGGCGUGCUUUUGUAGAAACCGUCAAUCGACACUGCCCAAGAGGGCUUUUUAACUUUACCUGAUUCAAUAAUACUUAAUCUGUUCCAUCAAAGCCUAAUUUAAUAUCAAUUAUUUUCUUUCAAUUUUCCGUAAAUAAUUAUAUCAAGCUACAAAAAUUUGGCUGUGGCGACUUUACGCUGCUGUGGUAGUUUGAUGGCGUCAUAAAUUUUACGUCCAAAGACGGAUUGCUUUGUAUUUAGGGCCUUGUAUUAGACCAAACCUUGAGGUUGUUAUUUGCGUCGGCGGUCUGUUGCCGCGUAAUUUAUUUUCGCCGAAAAUGGUUGUUUGCUCGUCAAACACAUCUAUGAAUGAAGGAGGGAUACCUCUUCCUUCCUUACAAGAACAGAAGAAUACUAUUUUCAAGCUGUGUCAAUUGCCUUUGAAGACGGGAGAGACUUGGUACCUGAUUGAUCCUGUAUGGUUCAAACAAUGGAAGAGAUAUGUGGGAUAUGAUGAUCGUGAUUCAGCAUUAGUUGGUCAGCCUUCUUCUUUUCCAGGUCCCAUUGACAAUAGCCCUCUGCUCAAAGAUGACGGCAGCGGUGAGAUCCGUGAGCAGAUGCUGGACUCGGUGGACUACGAGCUGCUGCCGGAGGAGGCGUGGACGCGCCUCCAGCAGUGGUACACUCUGGCCGCCGGCCAGCAGCCCAUCGCCAGAAAGGUUAUUGAAACGGGCGUGUUCAUGAAGCAAGCGAAAGUGGAGGUGUACCUGCUAGAGCUGAAGCUCUGUGAAAACUCCAACCUCGACCACCAGAUAACAAAGUCGUUCAGCAAGGAGGACACUAUCGGUCACCUGGAGCGGACGAUGCGCGAGCUGUUUGGCGCGCGCGCCGACCGCGACUCGCGCGUGUGGAACCGCUACACGACCAACACGUACGAGCAGCUGGCCGACCGCGAGGCCACCAUCAGCAGCGCCGGGCUGUACGUCGGACAGAUCAUCGUGCUGGAAGUGCAGAACGAGGACGGCAGCUGGCCGCGGCCACGACCGAGCUCGUCUGGAGUGCUGGGCAGCCUCACCAACGGCAGUAUCGUCGACAAAAAGUCCUACUCUGUCGGACACGGUUACAUUUCCAGCCACCAGCCGGGGCUGUGCGGCCUCUCCAACCUGGGCAACACGUGCUUCAUGAGCUCAGUGCUGCAGUGUCUGUCCAACACUCCGCCGCUGGCGCUCUACUUCCUGGAGAACCGGCACCUGGCCGAGCUGAACACGGAGAACCCGCUGGGCAUGCGCGGGGAGAUCGCGCGCGCCUUCGGCAGCCUGGUGCAGGAGAUGUGGAGCGGCCGGCACCAGUCCACCGUGCCGCGCACCUUCAAGCACCAAGUGUCUCGGUUCGCGCCGCAGUUCUCCGGCUACCAGCAGCACGACUCGCAGGAGAUGCUGACCUUCAUCCUGGACGCCCUCCACGAGGACCUCAACCGCAUCCACAAGAAGCCCUACAUCGAGCUCCGGGACUCGGGCGGACGGCCCGACGCGGAGGUGGCUGCCGAGGCUUGGGACAACUACCGGCGCCGAAAUACUUCCGUCAUCGUCGAUAUGUUCUACGGCCUGCUGAAGUCGACCGUGGUGUGCCCAGAGUGCUCCAAGGUCUCGGUCACAUUCGACCCGCACUGCAUGCUGCAGCUGCCGCUGCCCGUCAAACGAGAGAGGACUAUCGAGGUUCGCGUGGUGUGGGCCGAGUCGUCUCGCCGGCCGGUGCUGUACAAGGUCACGCUGCCGAAGCAGGGCUCCAUCCAGGACCUGUGCCGCGCCCUGGAGCGGCUCACCAAGGUGCCGCACGACUGCCUGGUGGUCGUCGACGUCUACCACAACAAGUUCCACAAGAUCUUCACGGGCGCUGACUCCCUCAAAGACAUCAACGAUAAGGACGUCAUCUUUGCGUUCGAGACGCCGCCGCCGUCGUCCGGUCUGCAGCCGGUGCCCGUGUACGUGCGGCGCGGUGACGUGGGCGUCGGCGGUGCGCCGUUCUUCGUCUGCGUGCGCCGCGACCGCACCAGCUACGCCGAGCUGUCGGAGAAGGUGUCGGCGGCGACGGCGCGCUACGUGCGGCCCCUGGUGCCCUCCGACUGGUGGACCGGACCGGAGGCAGCCGAUGUGCCCACCGAUAGCGGAGCGCUGCCGAACGGCACGGCGGCGGUGGGCGGCGCCGAGGCGGCCACUCCGGACGACGACCCGGCCGAGAAGCCUGCCGACGAGCCGAUGGAGGGAGCCGAGGGCGGCGAGAAGCCGUCCGCCGCACCAGCGCCCUACCAGCUGCAGCUGGUCAACAGCAGCGCCAACACGUGCCUGGCGCGGCUGUCGGCCGACCACCCGCAGCGCCAGGUGGCCGUGCCGCCCGGCGCCGUCAUCCUGGUCCAGUGGCAGCCGGCGGCGUUCGCCGCGGCCGUCGAUACGCUGGAGAUGGACGCGCGGGACGAGCACGAGUCAGUGAACGCGCGUCCGUCCACCCGCCGGCCGGCCAUCCAGCUGAGCGACUGCAUCGACCUCUUCACCAGCACCGAGAAACUCGGGGUCAACGACGCCUGGUACUGUCCCGACUGCAAGAAGCACCAGGAGGCCACCAAGAAGUUCGACCUGUGGAGCCUGCCCGACGUGCUGAUCAUCCACCUGAAGCGGUUCUCGUACACUCGCAUCUUCCGCGACAAGAUCGACGCGCUGGUGGAGUUUCCGACGCGCGGCCUGAACAUGGGGCCGCACCUGCUGGACCCCAACCGGCCGUGCUCGACGUACGACCUGAUCGGCGUGUCCAAUCACUACGGCGGCAUGGGCGGCGGACACUACGUGGCCUACUGUAAGAACCGUGACGACAACCGCUGGUACUACUUCGACGACAGCUCCGUCACAGAGGCCUCCGAGGACGCCGUCUGCACGAAGGCGGCCUACGUGCUGUUCUACAUGCGCCGCGAGCCUCAGAGCGCCGCCUGCCGCCUGCCGCUGGCUCCGCGGCCGGCCACGGUUGUCUCUAACGGCCGCUCCUCGGACUCUGAGGACGGCUCGGAGGAGGCAGAGGACGACAUGGACUGCAGUUAAUGACGGCGCACCGCUCCCCCCCCCCCCCUCGACCGACAACCGCGGGACGAGCGGGCGGCGGGUCCGCUGUCGGCGUGUCGCGUACAGAGCCCCCGUGGGACUCGGAGCGUCCCGUCGACGGCCGCUGAGUGAUAGACCAGGUGCGAGGGAGGCACUCUCAGAGACGACUUUGAUGUGGUGUGAGCGGAGGAAGGUCCGACCGCGCCGAGGUGGGUUCGGGACGCAGACCCCUAAGCGGCCGUGGUGAGGUGCGGAUGUAGGUGACCUUGGCUGUAUCAGGCAGGGCAGAGCCGGCCGGCUGCGGUUUCGGUCGGACCCGGGUGGCGUGUCGGCGGCAGGGCUCGCCGGCGGCGGGACUUGGCGCCGGCCCGAGGUGUAUUGUCAAAGCUGCGAGUUCGGGCGGCCGUGGCCGUCACGGCCAGCGGCCGGGCCCGACUGCGCCGUAACUCCGGAUGGCAGUGAAGAAUACGGAGUGUUUUAACAACAGUCAGCCGGCGUCGGCACUCAGUCUUAGGGGAGGCGCGUGAUUGUACCGCUGUGUUCCACGAGCGUUUCUCUAAAUAUACCUCCCAGGUGAACAACAGUCCCCAUCUUAGGCACUGAGUUGUUAUUGAUUUCCGUUAUGAUUUAUGUACGAAUACAUGUUAUCAAUCAAU
Amphibalanus amphitrite is the source of this 3752-nucleotide messenger RNA. RefSeq names its product ubiquitin carboxyl-terminal hydrolase 15-like. The coding region runs from base 349 to 3096 and encodes 915 amino acids. Gene Ontology annotation, molecular function: cysteine-type deubiquitinase activity. Lineage: Eukaryota; Metazoa; Arthropoda; Thecostraca; Balanomorpha; Balanidae. The record is from RefSeq and is a predicted model, not a curated record. Gene Ontology annotation, biological process: protein deubiquitination. The transcript has 15 exons.